AUUAAAUUACUUGUAAAUCUUUUUGAAGCAAAGAGAAGUGAUAAGAUAAAUUAGAGAUUUGUACUUUACCAAAUGGUCAAAUACACAAAUGAAAAUGCAGGAAAAUGAACAAAGUGGUGCUGUCUUGACAAGCAAUACCUCACAAACAAGAAGUGCACAUUCUGUUGCCACACUUGUUGAAGAGAUAGUACCAUCAAAUACCAUCUUAAAAACAUCUAAACAUUUAACUAGAGGUGAACGUUUGCAUAAAAAUGUACAACAAUACUAUAAACGGCAGGAGGAACUACAGAGUAUGUUAGCAGAUGGUGACGAAAUUAACAAGGUUAACGAACCAGCUUCUAAAUUUGCAACAAGAGCAGCGAAAAUUAGUUUGGCUUGUAACCUCUUGUUGUUAAUUGGCAAAACAAUUGCAUGUGUGCUAUCAGGAUCAUUAUCUAUCAUCUCAAGUCUGGUUGACAGUGCAAUAGACUUGAUAUCUGGUGUGCUGAUAUGGUUGACAAACCGAUCCAUACGUAUGACCAAUUUCUAUGAAUACCCAGUUGGGAAGACUCGGCUGGAACCAUUAGCAAUUACAGUGUUAUCUGUGAUUAUGGCGAUUGCAUCGUUACAAAUUAUCAUUGAAUCUGUUCAAUCAUUGGUGAAGAAUUCAUCUGGUCCAGAUAUGUCAUUACCAACCAUUAUUAUCAUAUGUGGUACUAUUGGGAUAAAAAUACUUUUAUUUCUGUAUUGUCGUAGAUACAAUUCACCAUCAACUGAAAUACUAACACAUGACCAUCGCAAUGACGUCAUUUCAAACAUAGUUGCAUUAACGUUUGGUUAUAUCGGUGACAGAUGGUGGAAACCAGGUGAUGCUGUUGGUGCAAUAUUGAUAAGUACAUACAUUGCAUAUGGUUGGUUUAGUGUUGGAUGGCAACAGGUCAAGAGUCUCUCUGGUUUCACUGCCACUCCAGAGCUUCUAACAAAGCUCUUACAAGUGUGCUGUAAUUUUGACAACAGGAUUCAAUUUAUUGAUACCCUAAGAGCAUACCAUUUUGGAAACAAUUUGAUUGUUGAAGUUCACAUUGUGCUGCCACCUCAAAUCACACUUCAAGAGGCGCAUGAUGUUGGCGAGCCACUACAACGAAAGUUAGAAAUGUUUAGUUUUGUUGAACGAGCUUUUGUGCAUAUUGAUUACGAGUGUGAGCAUCGCCCUGAGGAUGAACAUUAUAUUGCUGAAAAUGUUAUGGACUUAUCAUAGAACAGCUUAGUUGACGUUUAAACCUAUUAUGUUGAAUAUGUUGAAUAUGAUGUGAUGUGAUAAAACCUACCUUCAAUAUCU
Molecule: messenger RNA, 1318 nt
Organism: Dendronephthya gigantea
Lineage: Eukaryota; Metazoa; Cnidaria; Anthozoa; Malacalcyonacea; Nephtheidae
Product: metal tolerance protein 11-like
Exons: 1
Coding region: 89-1237 (382 amino acids)
Biological process (GO): transmembrane transport; monoatomic cation transport
Cellular component (GO): membrane
Molecular function (GO): monoatomic cation transmembrane transporter activity
Source: RefSeq, a predicted model, not a curated record